Molecule: messenger RNA, 2178 nt
Organism: Egretta garzetta (little egret)
Lineage: Eukaryota; Metazoa; Chordata; Aves; Pelecaniformes; Ardeidae
Product: exocyst complex component 3-like protein 2
Exons: 6
Coding region: 77-700 (207 amino acids)
Biological process (GO): exocyst localization; exocytosis
Cellular component (GO): exocyst
Molecular function (GO): SNARE binding
Source: RefSeq, a predicted model, not a curated record
UGUCUGGUAUAAGCUAACAUACAUUUGCAGUGCCAGCACUGGUCAAGAUGUUAAGGUAAAUGGAUUUCUAGACAGGAUGGAAGAUGAGAUUACGGAGCAUUUUCUGCAGACAGUCACUUCUAAAGUCCAGGGAACACUGAAAGAGCACUUCAAAAAGUGCGACAGUGGUUUUGACAACAUCCUUGAAUCCUUAAAGCAAAGCUUUUUGGCAUUUGGGAAGAAAAAAACAGGCAUGUAUGAGGCCCUUGUCAAGGCUGUCAACAUCAUCAUUAUUACAGAAUACGUGCAGGCCCUCCUGACCACUUCCAGGAAACAAUCUUCUGUGCAGAGGAGGAGGAUUGUCAGCAAGAUCGAAGAAGAUCACAGAAGGCUGCAAACCAUCUUUAAAGAGUGCUUAGGUCCUGCGGCCGGUCCCCUUAAGGAUCCCAUAAAAGCAAUUUUAGGACUUAUUCAAACUUCUGAUGCUGAGGGGAUGAAAAUAGCUCUUCUGCCCAUUCUCAAAGAAUUUCCUGACCUAAGGAAGGAACAUCUCAGUGCAGUGCUGGACAUCAAAGACUCGGUCAGCCGAGAAGACAGAGCUGCGAUCUUGAAGGCAUUUCAUGAUAACUGCCAGGAAUCAGAAACAGAAGCAAACUUGCUUUUUGCAGAUAUAGAAGUAAAACCUAGAAAAUAUGGGCUAUGUGGCUGCUUCUGCUGUUAGCAAAGGCCUGCUGUGAAAAACAUGAGGUCUUGCUCCCACGUGGCAGCGUCUGCAAUCACGGCUCCUUGAAAGCUUCAGUGACCCGUGCAGCCGGGUGCCCGGAGAAGCCUGACAGCUAUGGAAGUCAUGAUUCCUGUGCUUUUGCAGGAAAAGCAUGGGGCCUGAAUCCCAAUCUAUGCAAAGUCCAGGCAGAAGAUGAAUGGGACACGGCAGAAAGACAUUCCUUCAAAAUUUCCUGGAGACUGCUGUUUAGCUGAGUCUUGGUGGUUAUUCAUAGGAUGUGUCACAGUGGUGUGCAGAGGAGGAAGGUUCCCCUUCACAAAAUUUCUCUGUUUCCAUGCCUUGUUUCAUGCAGUCUUAUGCAAAACCAGGGACUGCUGCACCACACGGCAUCUUAGCAGAUGACACGGCAUCGCAACCUCCCCAAGGGCCCAGGACUCUCCGUUAGGGAAUCCUUCCUGGCCCGUGGUCCCAGCGAUGCCUGCAGGUUUGGGCACCUGGAUCCACCCCCCCCCCCCAAGCCUGACCUGCACCAGGAGGGCGCAUACAGAGCUGCCUCUCCCCUCGCUCCCCACACACAAAGGCUGCCAGGGUGACGGCUGUGGGAUGGGGAGCUCUUCCCGUAUGAGUUUUAGAGCUGGCUCUGGAGCAGAGUCUUGCAUUCAUUUUUAUACUUCAGUUACUGGAAAUUUCCUCUUGGAGAGGGAGGGGAAAGCCUCAUGGGAAGCAGGCAGUGAAAGGAGCUGUUUGUCCCAGCCUCCGGGCAAGUUCUGUGCUGUUUUCAGAUGUAAAUAGGCAGUUCCGCCGGGAAAACACUGACUUUUCUUCCCAGUUAUCUAUGGACUGGUCACAACCUCCUGGCUGGAUUUCGUUCAAGGCACUCCUUCGCUAUUGUGUUAAGAUAGGCCAUUGCUGCUCCUCUCUGGCCGUGUCAACAAGCAAAACAAGGCUCUGCUGCCUCAGACAUGCCAGCGCUUUUCUGAGCGGCCACCCCCCUCAAAUCUGCUUCCCUGACAAGAAAAGGGGCACAUUUGUGCAUAGCCCAUCAAUGUGUGAGGUAGGGGAUGUGUCAGGGCCGGGGGCCCUGGGAAAGCGCAGGCUCGGGUGGGUUCUGCCGCGCUCCGCAGUGCCGUGCCAUCACCCCAGGGACGCGGGUGUCCCGGCUCAGGGGCAGCUUGUCCGCCCAGAGCCCUUCAUGCAGGGGGGUGCUGUGAGCUUGAGGGGAGCCGGUUUGUAAUUGUCAUCAGCUUUGCUCCUGGCACAGCGCUGAGUGUGGAGCAAGUGGCAGAGAGGCAGGGAGGAACAGGCUGCCCCAUCUCCAGGGAGUCCCCUGCGGGCUUUUGGGGCACCAUGAGACCUCGGCAUCGUUACACUCCAUCCCUCACACCAUUAAAGGGCAGUGAGAGCGUCCUGUGGCCUGCCAGCCCUUCCUGACCACACCUCUGCUUCAGAGGCCCCGCUCCUGUGUCCCUUGCAUU